Messenger RNA from Amorphotheca resinae ATCC 22711, 2442 nucleotides. RefSeq lists its product as hypothetical. Gene Ontology annotation, biological process: long-chain fatty acid import into peroxisome; peroxisome organization; fatty acid beta-oxidation. Lineage: Eukaryota; Fungi; Ascomycota; Leotiomycetes; Helotiales; Amorphothecaceae. The transcript has 3 exons. Gene Ontology annotation, cellular component: peroxisomal membrane. Bases 1 to 2442 code for a protein of 813 amino acids. The record is from RefSeq and is a predicted model, not a curated record. Gene Ontology annotation, molecular function: ATP hydrolysis activity; long-chain fatty acid transmembrane transporter activity; ATP binding.
AUGGCGGUUCAAUCUACUCUGCGAGGCUCUGCCGACCCGCUGGCUGCGCUUUACCAUCAGUAUACCAACCUCCUGCGCCAACGUCUGAAGCGGACCUCGAAAGCAACAAGACUGCUCGGAGCAUGCUUGCUUGCGCUCUCUAUCAUAGCCGGCUGGGCUGGAGGCAAACGAUGGUGGAGCAAACGCACAGCAGAAAAGGAGCAGGGGCAGCGAUUACACCGAAGGAAUUCCGGGCUGAAGAAUAAAGAUGGCUCUCGGGUGAUAUUUGUCCCAUACAAAGACUCGAUUUCAAAAGUCACGAUACAUCCUACAAAGCCCCUGACCUUUGAUGCGCAUCGCAGGCUUUUCCUUAAUCCACCCAGAGCCUCGGGCCUUGCGGGUGGCCCAUAUGCUGCUCAGAUCCCGCCUCCACAAACAAAGCCAGGUCUCAACCUGGCUUUUCUACACCAGUUCCUUAGUCUGCUGAGCAUAAUGAUACCAAGAUGGACGAGCAAGGAGACUGGGUUAUUGCUAAGUCACGGCAUGUUCCUUAUGCUCCGGACGUAUCUAUCUCUGGUUGUAGCUAGACUGGAUGGUGAGAUUGUGCGGGAUCUUGUAGCCGGACGUGGAAGAUCGUUCAUCUGGGGAAUCAUCAAGUGGUGUGGAAUCGGCAGUUUUGCUUCCUACACAAAUGCCAUGAUCAAGUUCCUGCAGUCGAAGGUCUCAAUCGCCUUCCGAACACGUCUCACGAGAUACAUCCAUGACCUUUACCUCAACGACAACCUGAACUACUACAAACUAUCAAAUCUGGACGGCGGUAUUGGUCAAGGAGCAGACCAGUUUAUCACCCAGGAUCUAACACAGUUCUGUGCGGCGGCCGCUAGUCUAUACUCAUCAUUGGGGAAGCCAUUCAUAGAUCUCUUGGUUUUCAACUUCCAAUUAUAUCGAGCUCUCGGACCUCUUGCCUUGACCGGAAUCGUGAGCAACUAUUUCCUUACAGCCACCAUUCUACGACGACUCUCUCCUCCUUUUGGCAAGCUAAAAGCUGUCGAAGGGCGUAAAGAGGGUGACUUUAGAGGCCUUCAUGCUCGUCUGAUUGCAAAUGCUGAGGAAGUGGCAUUCUAUGGGGGGGCGAGUAUGGAGAAGAAUUUCCUAGAUAGGGAAUUUCGAAGUUUGAGGAAGUGGAUGGAGGGAAUCUACACGCUAAAGAUCCGCUACAACAUUCUUGAAGACUUCGUUCUCAAAUAUAGCUGGAGUGCAUACGGCUACUUAUUGAGCGCCUUGCCGGUCUUCUUGCCCGCAUGGGGCGGUCUGGGUGGUAUCCAAGAACUGGCCGACGCCGCGGCGAGCGGGGGCAGAGAGCGAGGCCGAAUGAAAGCAUUUAUCACAAACAAGCGGCUCAUGCUCUCCCUUGCUGAUGCCGGUGGAAGAAUGAUGUACUCCAUCAAAGAUCUCUCCGAGCUCGCCGGAUAUACCAGCAGAGUCUACACUCUCAUCUCGACUCUCCACCGCGUUCACGCAAAUGCCUAUCCUCCCCAAAGAGGCACAAAUCCUGAACUCUAUUCCCUUUCCGAUGUGCAAGGCACAAUUCAAAAGGGAUUCGACGGCGUCCGUUUAGAAAACGUCCCUAUCGUAGCCCCCUCACUCUUCCCUCGCGGUGGCGAAGAACUCAUCAACUCCCUCUCCGUAAUCGUGCAUUCCGGCGAACAUCUCCUCAUCUCCGGCGCCAACGGCGUAGGCAAGUCAGCCGUAGCCCGCAUCGUUGCAGGCCUCUGGCCCGUCUACCGCGGCCUCGUCUCCCGCCCCCGCUCCACCGGCACCGACGGCAUCAUGUUCCUCUCUCAACGCCCCUACCUCUCUGUCGGCACACUGCGCGAUCAAGUUAUCUACCCAGAUGGCGAGCCUGAGAUGCGCGAGCGGGGCCGCCGCGACAUCGAGCUCAAGCGCGUGCUGGAAGAAGCGCGUCUCGGGUACCUUCCAGACCGCGAAGGCGGCUGGGACACGAGGAAGGAGUGGAAAGAUGUAUUGUCGGGCGGCGAAAAACAACGGAUGUGCAUCGCGCGUCUUCUGUAUCACGAGCCCCGCUAUGCAUUUAUCGACGAGGGAACCUCAGCUGUCUCCUCCGAUGUCGAGGGCUUGUUAUAUGAGCGCUGUAAGGAUAAAGGCAUCACGCUCAUCACGAUCAGUACCAGAGCUAGUCUGAAGCGGUAUCAUACCUUUAACCUAACCCUGGGACUAGGUGAGGAUGGCACGGGGUGGGAAUUUGAAAGAAUCGGCACGGACAAGGAGAAGAUGGGCGUCGAGAGAGAAUUGAUGGAGCUGAGAGAGAAGCUGACGAAGGUUGACGAGUGGAAGAAUAGAAAGGCGGAGAUUGAGCAGGAGUUGGCGAAGGUUUGGGUCGAGGGAGAGGUGUUGAAUCCACCGGAGUAUAUGGAGGGCGAGACUGCGAGCGAAGCGCAAUAG